AUGAAAGAUGGCAUGACUCAUCAUGAGUAUAAGUCAAACCAAGCUGAAAACUACACGAAUAGAAACGAAACUGAAGGGCAAGAGGUUGUCGGUGCAAAGACUGAAACUGCAGCACCUGAAAACAAAGGUGAAGCAGAGAAAUCUGGUCCUGCAAUGAAAAAGGACAGCGAGAAUCCACCACCGCCAAAAGUUCACAUAAGGCCAGAGGUUAUCCCUGCAAAUGAGAUUGGAGUCACAUUUGCAGACAUUGGUGCAUUGGAUGAUAUUAAAGAAUCACUUCAGGAGUUGGUGAUGCUCCCACUUCGAAGACCAGACCUUUUCAAAAGGGGGCUUCUUAAGCCUUGUAGAGGCAUAUUGCUUUUUGGUCCUCCUGGCACUGGAAAAACAAUGCUGGCAAAAGCCAUUGCAAAUGAAGCGGGAGCAAGUUUUAUCAAUGUCCCGAUGUCCACCAUCAUUUCAAAAUGGUUUGGAGAAGAUGAAAAAAACGUCCGAGCUCUGUUCACAGUUGCGCCUGACCAUGACAGAAGGUUACAGUGGCAUUGA
Molecule: messenger RNA, 543 nt
Organism: Prunus avium (sweet cherry)
Lineage: Eukaryota; Viridiplantae; Streptophyta; Magnoliopsida; Rosales; Rosaceae
Source: RefSeq, a predicted model, not a curated record